CGAGUUGAGGGUCUGUUCACUUCAAGGUUAUCAACAGAAGAAGUAAAAAUGCGGCAUCCUACUCGUCGUGUUCAAUAUGUUCUGUUUCUCCUCUGUAUUAUCGAGUGCGCAAGCAAAGGCAGCCAAGGAGCAAAAUAUGUUAAACCCAAAGUUCCAGCUCUGUUCACCUUCGGGGAUUCGAUCGUUGAUCCAGGCAACAAUGACUUCAUUGCCACAAAUGUAAAAUCCAAUCAUCCACCAUAUGGCAUGAAUUUUAAUGGCAACAGAUCUACAGGCCGCUGUUCUAAUGGCAAGCUUUCAAUGGAUUUUUUGGUUGAAGCGCUGGGGAUUAAGGAGACGCUACCGCCAUAUUUAGAUCCAGACCUAACUAUCCACGACCUUCUCACUGGAGUGAGCUUCGGUUCAGCUGGAAGUGGAUACGACAAUCUCACCGCAAUGGCCGUUGAUGUGAUACCAAUGUGGAAGCAAGCGGAAUUAUUCAGAAACUACAAAGCGCGUGUGGAGGAGGGCGUAGGAUCCAAAAAUACGUCCAAUUUAAUAAGCCAAGCUUUAUACGUAGCCGUGGCAGGAACCAACGAUUUUGUGCAGAAUUACUUUUACAUGCCCAUCAGGAGAAAGGAGUUCAAGGUUGAACAGUACGGAGGCUUAGUAAUCCACGGUUGCAAAAGUUUCUUGGAGGAGCUGUACAAGCUUGGAGCCCGCAAAAUUGCCGUGUUUGGACUUCCUCCGAUUGGGUGCUUGCCUGUACAGAAAACAAUACUGAAGGAAAACAAAGUGAAGGGAUGCAUUAAGCAUUGUAAUAAAAUUGCUGUUUCUUACAACAGAAAGCUCAACAAAACCAUCGAGGAACUCGGAGUUCGCCUUCCAGGCAUUAAACUGGUCUACGUAGACAUUUAUGCCAUUGUACUAGAUCUUGUGAACUAUCCUGCCAAAUAUGGGUUUGAGGCGGCGACCAGAGGUUGCUGUGGAACGGGUAUGUCUGAGAUUGGGUUAACCUGCAACAGCAAAACUCCGGUUAGUUGUAAAGAUCCGGCUAAGUAUGUUUUCUGGGACGCCGUUCAUUUGACUGAGAGGGCCUACCAUAUAGCAAACAAUAUUGCCCUGAUCAAAUAUUAUUCAAAGCUGCUGUAACUCAAUCGAUGUUGAGUUUGCCAGUCAGAUAUUGUGUGUUGUAAUAGUUGUUUCGCUGGCGUAUAUGAGUAGUUAUUAAUCUGUCAGGUCAGUAUGUGGUUUAUGUUAGCUGUCCUCGUAAAUAAUCUGUCAUGUCAAUUGUCUUGAAUGCAAGUGGUAUUCAUUGAAUAGUCUGUAGCAUGCUUUGACACUCUUUUAAAUACAAGAAUUGGGCUGACAUACUUUUGUUUCAGCCUCUGAA
This is a messenger RNA of Cryptomeria japonica (Japanese cedar), 1372 nucleotides long. RefSeq names its product GDSL esterase/lipase At2g42990. Gene Ontology annotation, molecular function: hydrolase activity, acting on ester bonds. Bases 49 to 1131 code for a protein of 360 amino acids. The transcript has 5 exons. The record is from RefSeq and is a predicted model, not a curated record. NCBI's taxonomy places the organism in Eukaryota, Viridiplantae, Streptophyta, Pinopsida, Cupressales, Cupressaceae.